UGUCGAUACCUGGUACCAACUAUGCCUUGCUUCUCAUUCGGAUGGCAUUUUGACAUGUGCAUGUGGAACUAAAUAAACUAACUCGACUGUUUCCUUUUUUUUUCUGGUAAAACCUUCCGUCUCAACAAAAAUUUCCGCGAAACAUCAACGAACAACAAACUCUACCGGAGCUCUAUCCCUGCAUCUUAAUCGAAGUUUAGCAUUAGAGGGACGUCUCUUGGCUCAUUUCGCAGGGCUGAAACUGAUACCGUUUACCCCGCGCUGAAGUCAUCCACACACACAGACACACACACCGCGCGAACGCGUUUUCUCCAAGCCCCAACACUCACACGUCAUCACCGUGGCACUGCGAGUUUGUGUAAUCCCACACAACUCUUGAACGCUUGCUCGGUUUCGUACCUUUCCACAUAAGCCAAAACACGCCAGAGAUAUAAACUUCUCAUACUUUCGAAAUGUCUGAUCCUCUUCCUGAGGACCACGGGCCACAGAAACAGGGUCGCGUUGAACUUGCAGAGUCAAAAGACGGCGAAAUGGACCACAAGUCGGAGGACCAGCCCAGCCCGGGAAUCCGGGACAGCAAGGGAUGGGACGGGAAGCUCAGGUUUCCAAAGAACGCUGUUGUAGCCAACCCCGAAGCCUUGUCGGAUGCUGAGUACUCUGACGAUGAGAACGUCAACCCGGGCGAUGUGAUCCCCGCGGAUGAAGAUCUUCUCGACGGUGAACCAUUAGACACGGAGGAACUCAACGCCACGCACUCUCGCAUCCGAAGCAUCCCGAGCCUCAAACUCGAGCGAUUCAAGCAGGUUGUCAGCCUCUGCCUGCGUCAAAAUGUCAUACAAGAAAUCGAUGGACUUGCCUGCCUGGCUGGUACUUUACAAGAGCUCGACCUAUACGACAAUCUCAUAACACACAUCAAGGGACUGGGCGAGUUGAAGGCCCUCACAUGGCUGGACCUGAGCUUCAACAAGAUCAAGCGCAUCGAGAACGUCAAUCACUUGACGGAACUCACAGAUUUAUUUUUCGUCGCCAAUAAGAUCAGGACUAUUGAAAACCUCGAGGGGCUGAACAAGCUGCGUAUGCUGGAGCUUGGAUCGAACCGGAUCCGCGAGAUGCAGAAUCUCGAUUCGCUCAAGGAGCUACAGGAGCUCUAUGUAGCAAAGAACAAGAUCACCCAGCUGACUGGAUUGGCUGGGCUUCCAAAGCUCCGUCUCCUCAGCAUACAAUCCAACCGAAUUCAAGACCUUUCGCCUCUAAAGGACGUCCAUACGCUCGAAGAGCUAUACAUAACACACAACGCCCUGACCUCUCUGGAGGGGCUGGAGCACAACAUAAACCUCAAGGUCCUGGACGUUUCAAACAACCAGAUUUCCAGCCUGAAGGGCCUUGGGCCGCUGAAGGAACUGACCGACUUUUGGGCCAGCUACAACCAGAUAGCCGACUUUGCCGAGGUUGAGAAGGAGCUCAAGGACAAGGAGAAUCUCGAAACGGUAUAUUUAGAAGGCAAUCCGCUGCAGCUUCGGGGCCCGGCUCUCUACAGGAACAAAGUACGGCUGGCUUUGCCCCAAGUGAAGCAGAUUGAUGCCACUUUUGUUCGCUGAGGUCUGUUUUGGCUUUCAUUUCUCUUCGCAGUAAAUACUACCCCUUUGUACCACUUUUUCUCCAAGACGCAGUCUCGGCAGUUUCAUGUUUGAGCCGAUGGAUGAUAUACGAAUAGACGACGACAACCCAGUGAAUAUUAUUUCAGCUGCGUUUGUCACGGGGCACCUCCCAAAGCCCCAUUGAUGGCCUGGGUCGUUGGUUCAGGGGCCUACUGGCUUUUCAUAACUCAAAAGAUGUUCGGCACAACAUGCUCAUCACCAUGCGUACUGUGCUGUGAUGUCUGUUCCUCAGCACGUUUUACAUUUUAAGAUGCAGCCAUGGGCGUCAUAACGAGAGUGUCAUAUUUAACAAGCUUUCGGUUGAUGCUAUGAAUGUACGACCAAAGUCUACAGGGACAUGCUCAGUGGGCCCCGACGUAUCUUGGCCACGAUAAUCCCAACACCCAAAAUGCAAAGCUACCCCUAGACUGUGGGACUCGGAUAGUUUUGCGCUUUGUUAUGUGCAUUCAACCAAAGAUCCAGAGCUUGUCGGUGGAGAAGUACUGUACAAAAAGAGCUGGUCAGCAAACAUGCGGAGAAGGGAGAUACGAGCGAAGAGCAAGCAGGCAGUUAUACUCACAUUUGCGGGCUGGUUGAAGCGGAUGCCCUUGUCAAGAGCCGAGAUGGUCUUGAUGUCGGAGUCCUCCAUGUCCCAGCCGACAGCCUCAAAGUUGCUCUUCAUGGUCUUCUCACGCGAUGACUUGGGGAUGACGGCGAGGCCACGCUGGGUGGCCCAGCGCAGAAGGACCUGUCCCGGGUCCUUGCCGUACUUCUCGGCCAGCUUGACGAUGGUGGGCUCCUCAAGCAGCGGGGUCAGAGCCUCGGCGUGCUCCAUGUUGAACUCCUUGAAGCUGGCAGGGCCAAAGGAAGAGUAUGCAGUGACGACGAUGCCCUCGGUCUUGCAGGCCUCGAUGAGCCUCUGCUGGACCAAGUAGGGGUGGUGCUCGAUCUGCAGGGUGGCGGGACGGAUGCGGGCGUAGCGGAGCAUGUCGUACAGCAGCUGGGCCUGGAAGUUGCUGACACCAAUGGCCUUGCUCAGGCCGGCGUCAACGAGCUUCUCCAUGGCGGUCCAUGUCUCUUGGAUGCUGGCCUUGCUGGGUCGAAUCUCGGUGCCGGCGUCGUCGUAGUGCCAGCCCGGCGGGUAGCGGACCGAAGGGUCGACAUACUCGAGGGCCACGGGGAAGUGGAUCAGGUACAGGUCGAAGUAUUCAAUGCCCCAGUCGGCGAGCUGCUUCUUGACGAUGGGCUCAACGCGCUCGCCGUCAUGGAAUGUGUUCCAGAGCUUGGAGACGAUGAAGAGCUCCUCACGCUUGACGAGACCCUCAUCGAUAGCGCGCUUGACGCCCUGGCCGCACUCGACUUCAUUGCCGUAGUCUAUGUGUGUUGAAGCGUCCGGAGAUUAGUGAAUUGCCCAUAGGGAAGAUUGGAUAAGUGGAGAAUCUAGACGCUGAGGGUUCGAUUGGGGGAGGAAUGUAAGGGGCAGCUUGUGGCACACCACCAUGAUAUUAUCCCGGAUAAUCACGCGCCCAUUACUGCGGGGUAAUGGGACAUAUAUCGCCGAGAGGCAAGUUUUUGGGGGAUGGGAUUUUGCGUUGGAGACGGCGCACUCACCACAGGCACCGUCGAACAGGCGGUAUCCGGCCUUGAUGGCGUUGUAGACCACGUCGGCGCAGACGCUGUUCUCGACCUUCCAGAGACCGAAUCCGACCUGCGGCAUGUCCAGGCCGUUGUUCAGCUUCAUCGUUGGCGACGCCAUGAUUGCUGGGUUUCUGGGGUAUCAAAUCGGGUUGUACAAGUCAAGAAAACACAGAUCUGGGGCCGGGUUGCAAAUCAGUAUUGAGGAACGAUGACGUAGUGAUGGGGAAAAGGUUAAGCAAACUCACUUCGAAGAGCAGAUAGAUACAGGUGAGAUGAGGGGAAAUAGGCAAUUAUAUUCUCGUCAAAAAGGAAGGAGCAAUAAUACUAGAACCAGAAUCAGGUUGCCCUCCUUCCUCAUGGCUAGAAGGAGGGCGCGCGGGAUUUAUACAGACAUAAAAACUCCGCAGUCCUGGAUUCCCGCCUCACCACUAUCUGCAAACCGUUAGGGUCCCCGAUACUGUACAAUGAUCCAUGUGGAUGCGUUGCCCAUCCCGACCGAAGUUUUACUGGGUAUUGCCGAUUGUAUUAGGACUAGGCUAACCAGUGCCACCAAUGCCUAUAGCAAUAUGUGAAAUCUUGGCUCCGCAAUCUGCAGUGUCAUUCAUCACCAAGCCCAGCCCAAGGGGAAUUGAUGGAUGCCAGGCGCACCAAUGAGAAAUUAAACCACGGCCGUUGAGGGACCCCACUGCCACUGGGAGGUUCUCUUUUGGUUCUUUGUUUUGUUCUGUUUUCUGAUACAAAG
Pyricularia oryzae 70-15 is the source of this 4017-nucleotide messenger RNA. RefSeq names its product protein phosphatase 1 regulatory subunit SDS22. The coding region runs from base 453 to 1598 and encodes 381 amino acids. The transcript is spliced from 3 exons. Gene Ontology annotation, molecular function: protein binding. Lineage: Eukaryota; Fungi; Ascomycota; Sordariomycetes; Magnaporthales; Pyriculariaceae. The record is from RefSeq and is a predicted model, not a curated record.